This is a messenger RNA of Saccharomyces paradoxus, 1449 nucleotides long. It is a transcript of the gene SRM1, whose product is annotated as Ran guanyl-nucleotide exchange factor. Gene Ontology annotation, molecular function: guanyl-nucleotide exchange factor activity. The transcript has a single exon. The coding region runs from base 1 to 1449 and encodes 482 amino acids. The record is from RefSeq and is a predicted model, not a curated record. NCBI's taxonomy places the organism in Eukaryota, Fungi, Ascomycota, Saccharomycetes, Saccharomycetales, Saccharomycetaceae. Gene Ontology annotation, cellular component: cytoplasm.
AUGGUCAAAAGAACAAGCGCCACCAAUGGUGAUGCGUCUGAUGCUCACAGAGCUAAGAAAAUGUCCAAGACUCAUGCCUCUCGUAUCAUAAACACUCAAGAAGACUACAAGCACAUGUACUUAAGUGUUCAACCAUUGGACAUAUUUUGCUGGGGUACUGGUUCUAUGUGUGAGCUUGGCUUGGGUCCGCUCGCCAAAAAUAAGGAAGUUAAAAGACCAAGGCUAAAUCCAUUCUUACCUCGCGAUGAGGCUAAGAUCAUUUCUUUCGCAGUCGGUGGUAUGCACACCCUAGCCCUUGACGAAGAAAGCAAUGUAUGGUCUUGGGGUUGCAAUGAUGUGGGUGCCUUGGGUAGAGAUACUUCCAACGCUAAGGAACAACUUAAGGACAUGGACGCCGAUGACUCAAGUGAUGAUGAAGAUGGUGAUCUGAACGAAUUGGAAUCUACGCCAGCUAAAAUACCAAGAGAAUCAUUCCCACCUUUAGCAGAGGGACACAAGGUCGUGCAAUUGGCGGCUACAGACAAUAUGAGUUGUGCCUUGUUUAGCAACGGCGAAGUAUAUGCAUGGGGUACUUUCCGUUGCAAUGAAGGUAUCUUGGGGUUUUAUCAAGAUAAAAUUAAAAUUCAAAACACCCCAUGGAAAGUGCCUGCCUUUUCUAAGUACAAUAUUGUUCAAUUAGCUCCUGGUAAGGACCACAUACUUUUCUUAGAUGAAGAGGGUAUGGUAUUUGCUUGGGGUAACGGCCAACAAAACCAAUUAGGAAGAAAAGUUAUGGAAAGAUUCCGUUUGAAGACUUUGGAUCCCAGACCAUUUGGAUUAAGACAUGUAAAAUACAUUGCGUCAGGAGAGAAUCAUUGCUUUGCCUUGACAAAGGACAACAAGUUGGUGAGUUGGGGAUUGAACCAGUUUGGUCAAUGUGGUGUUUCAGAGGACGUGGAGGAUGGUGCACUUGUUACUAAGCCAAAAAGACUAGCAUUGCCUGAAAACGUUGUUGUUAGAAGCAUUGCUGCUGGUGAACAUCACUCAUUAAUUCUAUCUCAAGAUGGCGAUCUGUAUUCUUGCGGUAGACUAGAUAUGUUCGAAGUCGGCAUCUCAAAAGGCGAUUUGCCCGAAUAUACCUACAAAGAUGUUCAUGGAAAAGCACGUGCAGUACCACUCCCAACAAAGCUGGAUAAUGUUCCUAAGUUCAAAAGUGUCGCAGCGGGAUCUCACCAUUCAAUCGCGGUAGCUCAGAAUGGUAUUGCCUAUUCCUGGGGAUUCGGUGAAACCUACGCCGUUGGUUUAGGUCCUUCUGAAGAUGAUACUGAAGUUCCAACUAGAAUCAAGAAUACUGCAACACAGGAUCAUAACAUCAUUUUAGUUGGAUGUGGAGGUCAGUUUUCUGUAUCUGGUGGGGUUAGGCUGUCUGAUGAAGAAGUCGAAAAGAGAGCAGACGAAAUGGAUGAUUAA